Molecule: messenger RNA, 2185 nt
Organism: Tigriopus californicus
Lineage: Eukaryota; Metazoa; Arthropoda; Copepoda; Harpacticoida; Harpacticidae
Product: kelch-like protein 3
Exons: 1
Coding region: 128-2086 (652 amino acids)
Molecular function (GO): protein binding
Source: RefSeq, a predicted model, not a curated record
UUGGUCGUCAGUCACCUCUCGCUCUCCUUCCAAAGAGAAAUUCGACCGUGUUACGCUACGCUCUCUUUGUCCAAUCCGUUCACCGUGCCUCCCAAUCAUACCUGGGUAAAAGUCGUAAAAGUCCAAAAUGGACAACUUGCUCCUGGACGAGGAGGUCGUAGCUGAGGGUCGCGGUCAGCCUAUCGUUCCAGUGGAUAAUCUUCCUGAGGGCCAGCGUCCCCACCCGCCCACCCGACCUCAUCCUCAUUUGCUCUUGCGCCGUUGCUCAAUUUCCUCCUUGGAUGAAUCUUCUCAGAAAUGCGCUGAUGCGCUCUAUGGGCUGACCGGCGCAGGACUGGGCUGCUCGGGCCCGCGCCCGGUGCGCCUUUUGGCCCAUCACCCACCCAAGGCCCUGGCUGGUCUAAAUCGGCUACGCCAAGCGGGCCUGCUGACCGACGUCACCUUGGAAGCUGGGCAUGUGCGCGUGCCAGCCCACAAGAAUGUGCUAGCCGCGUGCUCGCCUUAUUUUUGGGCCAUGUUUACCACAUUUAAUGAGCGCGAUCAGGACUGUGUUACUCUCAAUGAGGUUGAUCCUGAGGCAUUAAAGAGCUUGGUGGAGUAUGUGUACACCUCCAAGGUCGAGGUGUCGGAGGACAAUGUACAGAACUUGCUCAUGGCAGCCAAUCUGCUGCAACUGGAAGAUGUCCGAGAGGCUUGUUGCGAAUUUCUCCAAUCUCAAUUGCAUCCCACCAACUGCUUGGGGAUCAAAGAUUUCGCCGAUCUCCACGGUUGCCAAGAUCUUCAAACCCAGGCGGAGGUUUUCAUUGAAACGCAUUUUACUGAGGUGCUCGACUCGGAUGAGUUCAUUCAAUUACGACCGGAACAAGUCAUCAGCCUCAUUGCCAGCGAUACCAUUACUGUACCUUCCGAAGAGAAAGUAUACGAAAGCGUUUUGACUUGGAUUCAGCAUGAUCCGGAAGCUCGUCAAAGUCAUGUGGCCGAUCUCAUGAACCAUGUGCGGUUACCACUCCUGUCCAAGGAGUAUCUCAUCAAGCGAGUCAAGGAGGAACCCUUGCUCGAGGCCAAUCCCCGGUGCAAAGACUUCAUUAUUGAAGCUCUUACCUAUCAUCUCAUGUCUUGUUCCAAUCCUCUCGUCUCUCGGGUCCGACCUCGACAACCCAUCGGAUUACCCCGUGUCAUGUUAGCCAUUGGGGGUCAAGCUCCGAAAGCCAUUAGAUCUGUCGAGUGCUACGAUUUCAAGGAGGAACGAUGGUUUCCGAUCACCGAAAUGGACACUCGCCGAUGUCGAUGUGGCGUGGCCGUUGUACGAGGUCGUGUUUACGCCGUGGGAGGUUUCAAUGGCAGCCUCCGAGUUCGGACUGUGGAUGAGUACGACCCAUUAAAGGAUCGAUGGACCUCAGUAGCUACCAUGGAAGCCCGACGUUCGACCCUGGGGGUAGCCGUUCUCAACGAUCGCAUUUACGCCGUGGGUGGCUUCGACGGAAGCACAGGACUUAGCUCGGCUGAAGUCUUGGACUUGUCGGUUCCGAAUCUUUGCAUGGGCGAGCUUUUGCCCAAAGAGACCCCUAGCCGGGAAUGGCGCCCCAUUUCCAGUAUGUCCACUCGACGGAGCUCAGUAGGCGUUGGUGUCUUAAGCGGACUGAUUUAUGCAGUGGGUGGAUACGACGGCAAUAGUCGACACUGCCUCAGUUCGGUGGAAUGUUACAAUCCCGAGGUCGAUGCCUGGACCCAAGUGGUCGACAUGUCUGCUCGUCGAUCAGGAGCUGGAGUGGGCGUCUUGAAUGGGCUUUUAUUCUCAAUUGGUGGCCACGAUGGGCCUUUGGUUAGAAAAAGUGUUGAAUGCUUCAAUCCAGAACGGAACACAUGGACCACGGUGUCGGAAAUGAAUUUUUGUCGAAGAAAUGCGGGCGUCGUGACGCAUAACGGCCUGCUAUAUGUGGUGGGUGGCGAUGAUGGGAGUUCGAAUCUGCAAUCCGUGGAAGUGUAUAAUCCCAAGACGGAUACUUGGACUAUUUUAAAUGCCACCAUGAGCAUUGGUCGUUCCUAUACCGGGGUUUGUGUCAUUGAGAAGCCGGAAUUUAUCUAAGAACCGAUUUAGAUCUCCUUGCAAGGAAAGAAUGAGUUAAAUCGGAAAAUUGUCAGAUGUACUCGAUAACGAUGUUCAAUAAGAGAUCUUUACGUCCUC